Molecule: messenger RNA, 6807 nt
Organism: Oncorhynchus nerka (sockeye salmon)
Lineage: Eukaryota; Metazoa; Chordata; Actinopteri; Salmoniformes; Salmonidae
Product: connector enhancer of kinase suppressor of ras 2-like
Exons: 24
Coding region: 2458-5709 (1083 amino acids)
Biological process (GO): regulation of signal transduction
Cellular component (GO): membrane; cytoplasm
Molecular function (GO): protein binding
Source: RefSeq, a predicted model, not a curated record
ACAAACUGUAAGGUGAGGGAUAACUUAGUCCUUGUAAGCAUCUUGGUUCUUGUUUCUGAGAAAUGAUUCCUCACAGAUAUUGCAAAUCUGGAAUUAUAUUGUCAUAACCACAGACUAUUACUAAACAGUAAAAAAUAGCUAUUUUGCUAUCUUGGUUGUCAGAAAGAGUUGGAAAAUAUUGACACCUGCUGUCAUACAUAAACAUUGCAUGUUAACUGCAAGUGUCACAUAACAUUUUGACAAGAAAGCACAUUACACACAUCGGUGUCAGAUCAACAUAUCAAGCUCUGCCAAAUUUGAAACGCUUUUUAAUCUUAGAUGCAACUGACUGAAUAGAAUACAUGAAUAUGCUAAAGAACACCUUCCUACUAUUCAGUUGCACCCGCCACCCCCCUUUGCCCUAAGAACAGUCUCAAUUCAUUGGGGCAUGGACUCUACAAGGUGUCGAAUGCAUUCCACAGGGAUGCUGACCCAUGUUGACUCCAAUGCUUCCCACAGUUGUGUCAAGUUGGCUGAAUGUCCUUUGGAUGGUGGACCAUUCUUGAAACACACAGGAAACUGUUGAGUGUGAAAAACCCAGCAGCGUUGCAGUUCUUAACACAAGCAGGUGCGCCUGGCACCUACUACCAUACCCUGUUCCAGGGCACAAAAAAUAUUUUUUUCUCUGAAUGGAACACAUACACAUGCCAUGUCUCAAUUGUCUCAAGGCUUAAACAUCCUUCUUUAACCUGUCUCCUCCCCUCCAUCUACACUGAUUGAAGUGGAUUUAACAGGUGAUACUAAUAUGGAAAUGGAAAGAGCAGGUGUUCUUAAUGUUUUGUCCACUCAGUGUAUAAAAGUAUACUAAACAUAAGGUGCAUAUCAGACACUUUCUGGUUUAGCCAUGACAGGUUGUUAUUUUACCUCUGAGGAGGCCUAUCCAUCUAGAUCACUGUCAAUCAUAUCAAGUGACUCAGGUGGGUAGCUUUAUUUCAGAAAUCCCCCUCUUAGGCAUCAAAGGCAGGGAUGUAUGACUGGCAAGGUUUAUGUGAGUGUGACUAUAUGAUAGCAUGUGCUAGAAAUGCAUGUAUUUUUAUUUUAGAUGGGUGCAUCUCAUGUGAAAACCAGUAUCGAGUGACUUUAAGCAUGGUUAGUAUAUGUUGCUUGGGAGAGGAUUAACAGUAAACCGGUGUGUGUGGGGAGCAAGUGCCAAUGCCACCACUUCACACCCUGUCGGGAGCCACUGGGUCAUACACCAGCCAAGCCAAGGACUAUUAGCAUGGCACUGUUAGAGCAGCAUAGGAGUGGGUAAUGGUCAAUGAUUAUGGUGCCCAUGCCUCUGAUAAUUUACCAGAACCAAAUGUUCAUGUUUAUGAAUUUCGAUGCCAUUUUACACCAUAUAGUGAGACGUAUGGGGAGACUUCAAUAAAGAUACAAGAAAUGGUCAGAUCUCCAAAGAGUUAGUAAUAGGCUUAGCAGGGAAAGAUGUCAUCAUCACCCUGCACAGUGAGGACUGAAUUAUUAACCAUAUCCUGGUGGGACUCAGUGGAAUGAAGUUCGAGGGCCUGUAGUUAUGUGUUGUGCAACAGAAUCAUGUAGUGUGCUCACACCAUAUAUAGUUGAUUGUAGUUGUAGUAGUUAUUUUGGCUAUAGGUCGAUAAGUAUCUACAAAAUGUGUCUUUUCCAUAUAAUAAGACAUGGGAACAUCAGAAAGAAAUGAUAAGCACAUACCCCAGCAUUUGUCAUGAUGUGGUUUUACAGUAACUGAGAUAUUUGUAACUAACUGAAAAAAAAGACUGUCAUUCAAUUGUAUCUUGCAUGUUUUGUUUGAGUCAUUACUUCAAUGUAAAUUGCAGGGUGACCCAGUUUUAAUAUGCCCCCCCCCCCCCCCAUACAGGCAUUGAUGCAAGCAUCACUAGGUUUCUAUUGGUUAAAACACAAUGGCUUCGGUUCUGUUCCUACUCAUAUUGGUUGGAACUGGAAACAGUUAAGGGGCUGAACAUAUUCCUGAUAAAAAGGUUAAAAAAAUAUAAGAAUAUGCUUAAUUUUUAUUCCUUACGUUCAGCUGCCAAUGUUUCUCUAUAAAGGCAUCAGGUAAUUAUAUAUUAUUGCACCAUUCCCUGUGUCUCUGGAAUGAAGCAUGUGAUGCUGCGGUGUGCAGGGGAGGGAGGGGUUGAAAGACUUUCUCACUCAGAGAGAGACUCGCUUCUCUACACAGUACAGUGGGGUCGGCAGGUAGGCUACUGUUGAGUGUGUGUGUAUGAGAGAGAGAGAGAGAGAGGCGGCUGAGUCGUUUCUGUGAGCGCGUGGACUGCACCAUAGCAUUCCGUACCCAGGAUACUGUCACCAGCCAUGCCUUUACCCAGUAAGGUGCACUUAUGUUAUUUGAUCUCUGGUAUACCGAUGCAACAUUUCUGAUUUGCGACACCCGAUUUUCAUGCUCUAUCAAGUCCUUGUUGGAAGGAUUUGAAGACAUCGAUGAUGGCCCUCGUGAUGGAACCUAUAAGCAAAUGGACACCUAAGCAAGUGCUGGAUUGGAUGAAAGGCCUGGAUGACUGUCUGCAGCAGUACAUUAAAAACUUUGAGAGGGAGAAGAUCAACGGGGAGCAGCUUCUCCACAUCACCCACCAGGAGCUGGAGGAGCUGGGGGUCACCCGCAUCGGACACCAGGAGCUCAUCCUGGAGGCUGUGGACCUACUCUGUGCCCUGAACUACGGUCUGGAGACUGAGAACCUGCGUACCCUAUCCCACAAGCUCAAUGCCUCAGCCAAGAACCUGCAGAACUUCAUCACAGGGAGGCGUCGAGGUGGCCAUUAUGAUGGCCGGGCCUCACGCAGGCUGCCCAACGACUUCCUCACCUCUGUGGUGGACCUCAUCGGAGCAGCCAAGAACCUGCUGGCCUGGCUGGACAGAUCCCCAUUUGUCAGUGUGACAGAGUACUCCUUACUGAAGAACAAUAUUGUUCAACUGUGCCUGGAGUUAACCACCAUAGUACAGCAGGACUGCACGGUGUAUGAGACAGAAAACAAAAUUCUUCAUGUGUGUAAAACAUUGUCUGGGAUCUGUGACCACAUCAUCUCGCUGUCCUCUGAUUCACUGGUGUCCCAGUCGGCCCAUCUGGAGGUGGUGCACCUGACCAAUAUCAUGCCCAGCGAGGGCCUGGGAAUGUACAUCAAAUCUACAUACGACGGCCUUCAUGUCAUCACUGGGACCACUGAGAACUCUCCAGCUGACCAGUGCAAGAAGAUCCAUGCGGGAGACGAGGUUAUUCAGGUCAAUCACCAAACUGUGGUGGGCUGGCAGCUGAAGAACCUGGUGAAUGCCCUCAGAGAAGACCCCAAUGGAGUCAUCCUCACCCUGAAGAAGAGACCUCAGAACACUCUCACGUCUGCCCCUGCCCUGCUCAAGAAUGUACGAUGGAAACCCCUUGCACUCCAGCCCAUCCCCACCAGUCCCAACAGUGAGUCCAACACCCCGCCCAACAGUAUGGGGACCAUGGGGAUGUCCUCUACGCUGGACAGUGGCCAUGACGUCUUCAUCCUGUCCCCAGUCUCUGGCCUCUAUGGACACAGAGACGAGAUAGGCAUCAUGUCCUGCGAUGACAUCAGCAAGUACAGCAUGGAGAAGAUGGGUAUGAAGGGCUCGGAGUCUCCCAGCUUCUACCUGGACCACGAUGGGGGCAAGUACUUCACGUUGGUGGAGGAGGAUUGUCUGGCCCUGGGGCAGGAGUACGAGACUAGGGGUCGCUCCACCGGGGUCAGGCGGAGGGACAGGACACCCACCCAUGGUGACCUCAGGCCAGUUUCCAUGCCAACGGAUUACAACUGGAUGGCAGAGACAAAGGAGCCAAAUAUGUACAAGAGAGGUAGCAGAGACUCAGACAACUCCCUGCUACGUUACCUGAGUGACGACAAGAUCCUGGUGAUCCAGGAGGAGCCAGAUGUUUCCAGGGAAUGCAAGCGGGACACUGGGCGGCGUUCCCGCAAGAAGAGCCACAACCCCAGCAGCCCCAGCUAUCCCAUCAGCCCAUCCAUGCUGGCCCCGCCCAUCAGACUGGACUCAGGACCCCCAGAGGGCCUGUCCUUCUCACUGCCUGAGAGCAACACUGUGCCAAUGUACCACAGAGCUGGAGACACACUGAGAGCUGACACUGACAGGUAUGCUAGUUUUGGCAUCGAAAGACAAGGAGGCUCAUCCAUGAGGAAGUCAUUUCACUAUGCGUCUUUAAGGACUAAGACCAAAAAGAGAACCAAAGGUUCUCUGACUAGCGCUAGCCGCAGGCGUAUCUCCUGUAAGGACCUGGGCCAUGGGGACUGUGAGGGCUGGUUGUGGAAGAAGAAGGAUGCCAAGGGCUACUUCACCCAGAAGUGGAAGAAGUACUGGUUCAUCCUCAAGGACUCCUCGCUCUACUGGUACACCAACCAGAAUGACGAGAAGGCUGAAGGUUUCAUCAGCCUACCUGAGUUCCGAAUAGAUAGAGCAAUUGAAUGCAGAAGGAAACAUGCCUUCAAAGCCUGCCAUCCCAAAAUCAAGAGUUUCUUUUUCGCCACAGACUGUUUGGAGGAGAUGAACAGAUGGAUGAACCGGCUGGGGCUGGCGGCGAUUGGCUACACACCUGACGAUAAGGUUCCACGGCCCGAUGAAGAUUAUUGGAGUGAGAGUGACCAGGAUGAGAUGGAUGGUUCUAUGACUCUGAAACAAGAGGGCAUGUCAUCUCGCUGUGACACCUACCACCGCACCCCAUCUGUGAACUCCUCCAGUCCGUUCCCUGAGCGCCACUUUUCCAGUGAGUCCACGUACUCCCACUCCUCAGCUGAGGACUCCCGUCCGGACGUCCCUGGGAGCACCCAGUCCUCCGGCUGCCGCCCCACCCUCCGCCCUACCCUCCGUGACACCCAACGCCGCUCCUGGCAGGACCUGAUUGAGACGCCUCUCACCAGCUCGGGCCUCCACUUUCUGCAGACAGUGCCGGGGGAGGGUGACAGGGGUGACGGGGGCUACGGCAGCGGCCAUAUGGGAAUGGGUCAGCUGCUUAUGUCUCCUGAGCGCCGACGCCAGGCCACACUGCCCACACAGAGGCGUCGACAACCUGACAGAGAUGGGCCCUUCCCAUUGGUGGACAUAGAGGAGCGCGAGCAGCGCCUUCACUGUUCCCACAAGCAGCGCAGCCAGAGCCUGCCCCGGAACAGGGACGUGCAGGGCACCAAGGGAAGCCUGCACUCAGCAGGACCCUCAGAGGAGAGGAGUGAGGAUGACGAGGUGCCAUUCAGAAAGCACAACUCCAAGAAACACCAAGAUUCUCAGUCUAAAGAGCGAGGUCAUGAUCAUGAGGGAGUGGAUGGCUUCCAGGAGCUGUAUCGCUCCAUAGAGCGGGCCAGCCUGUCUGCCCUGGGGGAGCAGAGGCCCUCCACUAAACAGGAUUUCAGACGCUCCUUUGUCAAGCGCUGCAACGACCCUGUCAUCAACGACAAGCUGCACCGCAUUCGUGCCCUGCGCAGCACACUCAAGGCCAAAGAGGGUGAUCUGGCCAUUAUCAGCCAAGUACUGGACGACUCCGGUCUAAACUCCCAGAAGUUCCAACAGUGGAAGCAGCAGCACCAUGAGCUGUUUGUGGACAUCUGUGAGUUCAGCUCCGUCCCGACAGAGCCCCACCCCGAGGGAUCCGACCUCUCACCCCUGUCCCCACCACUGAUGAUGCACACCCACUCCUUCAUCGAAACUCACGUUUGAGACACGAGUACUCAGAGACAGAGUAACAAGGAGACACUGUGGAAUCAUGCCAUUAUCUCUUCCCCCGCAAUCGUUUAUGCAGCCAGGGUCUACCAUCACCAUUCCCUUCAAACUAACUGACAAACCAAUCACUGUAAUAUGUGUACAUACUGCACUGAGGUCAAACAUAAGAGUAACUGUUGGUGUAUAUACUGUAUAUUGGAUAAAAUAAGGCCCCCACGGGGUGCCAUUCUGCAUGCCUGAAGAGAAACUAUCAUUCAUUAUCUUUAAAACAGAAAAUGCAACAAAUGAUAGAUUGAAAGAGAACUUAACAACAAAAAGUUGUAACUGUUUUUGGCUGAUGCAAAUGCAUUUUUUUUCUUCUAUUGUAUUUUUUCUUAUUUCAUUGCUUGCUUAAGAGGAAGGGAGUUUAGUUUUUAUUUCCUUUUUAUUUCCCCUUUAAUGCUGCUUUAAGAGAGAGCUAUGUCGGACUGGCUAAUAGGCAUCAUUCUGAUUACAACAAUGCACCCCCUACUGGGGCACCAUGGUACUGUGUGACCCUGAAACCCACGGAAAGAAAGACUCAAUCUGUUUAAAAGUAUGUACUGUAUGUAUGUAUAAGUGUGGAGAGAAGAUGGGUGUGUGAGGGAGAGAGAGAGAUGGAGGUAUUUGGCCUUUUAGUGUAUGAGGCUCAGUAGGGUUUUAUAAUGCAUUUCUGUUGUAUGUACGGAUGUUGCAUGUUUAACAUGUAUGUAUAAUUAUGUAGAUUUGGUUUGAAAUUUAAACAAAGUAGUUUAGCCAAACACAGCUCACCGGAAUGAAACUUUUACAUUUAUUGAUAUAUCUUUGUAGCUAUUAUGAUUUUGGCCAUCAUUAUAGAAUUUGUUGGUGAAAUUGAUUUUUUAAAUCAAACAUCUGCAUGGUAGUAAACAUGUACAUGUGGCCAUUGAGGUUGAGAAAUGUGUUAAAUGAAAAAUAUUAUAUUGUUUGCAUAGCAGCACCCUCUAUUUAAAACUGUGAACUAUAUACUUGUGAAUGCAAUCUUUAGAUUCUGUGACCACAGAAUCUUUUUACUUAUAUUUUUCUUAGAAAAAUGAUAUAAAAUACAAAAAGCAUUGA